Molecule: messenger RNA, 368 nt
Organism: Guillardia theta CCMP2712
Lineage: Eukaryota; Cryptophyceae; Pyrenomonadales; Geminigeraceae
Exons: 2
Coding region: 5-235 (76 amino acids)
Source: RefSeq, a predicted model, not a curated record
UGUCAUGGUUGAUGCCGAGCUGUCGCACGAGCUUGAUCGCCUCGCACUUGUCAAACAUUUCAGCCUCAGGGUCUUCAAGGAUGCGCAACGUCUCAAUAGCCGCAGCAUUCGCCUCCCCCCCGGAACCCUUCUCGUUGCUGUGUGCCAAACAGGGAUAUCAGUGUUGAGACAGUCAGAGAACAAAGAUGGCACUUUCCCGAGUGAGAAGACUUCAUCUUUCCUGCUCAGAUGCUGAAUGUUUGGAGACGAGACACCGAAAAGUGUGCGAGAAGGGUUGGUGACACAAGGCCUCGAGUCAUCGUGUUUGAUUUCAUAAGGUAGGUUUUGAGUGACCAGGUUGUCCAAAGAAGAUCUUGUUUCGGUGUACG